ACCUCAUCUCGUGCUACGUCACCCCUCUCUGCCGGCAGCCUUGAGCCCCAGUUAGCAGCGCGAGCUAAUCCCGCUAACCAGCUAACGGCUAGCAAGAGUCUGCGUGUGAUGGCGGAGCUGCAGGGACAGGCCUCGCUGGGGCAGCCGGGGCUGAAGGCAGACGGGCUGGCCGACGUUCUCCAGAGGGCCCGCCAGAUGGUGGGUAAGAUGGGCGGAGACGCCAUGUCUCACCUCAACAGCUCAGGAGGCGUCGAGCCUUCGCUGUACUAUCCUGGACAGAAACGACCAGGAGAAGACGGAGUAGGUAACCAGCUAGCAGCCAUGGGGCAUCAAAGCAGGGUAAUCACAGAGGAUUACAAGGUCCCCGACAGGAUGGUCGGCUUCAUUAUUGGAAGAGGAGGGGAGCAGAUCACCAGGAUCCAGCUGGAGUCCGGCUGCAAGAUCCAGAUCGCUGCUGUGUGUGUGUGUGUGUGUGUGUGUGUGUGUGUGUGUGUAGACAGCGGAGGUCUCAUGGAGCGGCCAUGUUCCCUGACUGGAACUCCAGAGAGCAUCGAGCAGGCGAAGCGUCUACUGAUCCAGAUCGUGGACCGUUGCAGAAACGGUCCUGGUUUCCACGGCGAUGGUGAAGGCGGAGCCUCCGUGCAGGAGAUGCUCAUCCCGGCCAGCAAGGUGGGGCUGGUGAUUGGUCGAGGAGGAGACACCAUCAAACAGUUGCAGGAGCGAGCAGGCGUGAAGAUGAUGAUGAUCCAGGACGGUCCGAUGCCGACGGGAGCCGACAAACCUCUCCGCAUCUCUGGAGACCCGUACAAAGUGCAGGCAGCGAGGGAAUUGGUGCUGGAGGUGAUCCGGGAGAAGGACGGAGAUUUCAGGUCGGGACGCAACGACUUCAGCGCCCGUCUGGGAGGAGCCAGCCUGGACUCCGUCUCUCUGCAGGUUCCAGUUCCCAGGUUCGCCGUCGGCAUCGUGAUCGGCAGGAAUGGAGAAAUGAUCAAGAAGAUCCAGAAUGAUGCCGGAGUCCGGAUCCAGUUCAAAGCAGAUGAUGGCAUCAGUCCAGAGCGCGUUGCCAUGGUGAUGGGUCAGCCAGACCGCUGUCAGCAUGCUGUUCACCUGAUCAACGAGCUCAUCCAGACGGCACAGGAGCGUGAUGGCUUCGGCUCGGCCCUGCGAAGCGGCCGGGUCAGAGGUCGUGGUGAUUGGACCAUGGGCUCCCCCGGUCCACUACAGGAAGUGACCUACACCAUCCCGGCUGACAAGUGUGGCCUGGUCAUUGGCAAAGGAGGAGAGACCAUCAAGAGCAUCAACCAGCAGUCCGGGGCCCACGUGGAGCUCCAGAGGAACCCCCCUCCCUCCACAGACCCCAACACCCGGGUCUUCACCAUCAGGGGCACCGCCCAGCAGAUGGACCUGGCCCGCCAGCUCAUCGACGACAAGAUCGGGGGAUCGGGGAUCAUGAGUAAUGGAGGUUUUGGAUUCAGUCCCUUCACUCAGGGGCCUGCUGCACACCAAAACUGUGGAAGCGGUCAGACCUUCCUCACUGGCGUUUGGGGGAACACCUACCAGACCAGCUGGCAGAACCCUGGACAACAAGACCCUGGUCAACAGAAUCAACCUCAGAGCCUGAUGGCCGACUACAGUAAGGCCUGGGAGGACUACUACAAGAAGCAGAGUCAGUCGUCUCAGAGUUCUGUUCCCGACUACACUGCAGCAAUAGCAGAAUACUACAGACAGCAGCAGCCCUACCUGUGGAACGCCGCCCAGAUCCAGAACGAGGAAGAACAAUGAUGUCAUUUCCUGUCUCUUCAGGAUCACUAGAGGCUCCGCCCCCUCCGCUCACGGCUUGGGUCGGUCUUCCACGGCAACCGAAUCGGGGUUCCCUAGCGCCGCUCUGCCGCUUCCUCUUCUUUUUGUAGAGAACUAAGGAUUAACCCAAAAAAUCACAAACUCUUUUCUUUUCUGUUUUUUAACCUGACAAAGUGGAUAUUUUGUGGGGCAGAUGUUUGGGGCCUCCGGUCUCUCUCCACCAGUGUAGACCCGGUUCUUUUUUUUGUUUUUCUUUUUUUAUCAAACUUGAACUUAAAGAUGUAUCAGUGUGGCUUUGAAGAGAAAAAAAAUCCAGUAUAAUCUAUAUUUUGUCUAGUUUUAUUUUCAAUAAGCAAACGGUAUGAGGCUUAGCAGUCUUGAGUGAGAAUCAGAUAUUAUUAUUAUGUUUAUGAUAAUGUUUUAAAGCAUGCGGCGGAUUGUGUGUGUUGACUCUCAGUUAUUUUAUUUUAUUUUUUUGGCAUAGAAAUAUUUUAAUAGCGUCCAGAUGGAAAUUUUAUGUUUUACCGUCGGAGACAAAAAACUGUUUUUGUACUAAAUUUGUGCUCGCCGGGUCUGCUCUCUACUUUUACCUGUUCAGCCGCCAUCUUGUUUCCUUUGGUUUGUAGUUCUUAUCCUGAACCUCUAGACUCUUUAGUUUUUAUGAUGACGAAUACGUGAGGAUUUAUAUCGCUGUCUGAAGACAGUCUCUCUGUGGUCGAGCGGCUCGGCCUCCACGGGAUUCGAACCCUCGGCCCAUGCUGCGGCGCUCAGCUCUCGGUACUCAAAUGGGUGAAAAGUGCUAUUUUCUUAAAAAGUGAAACAUUAUUGUCGUUGUUGUAACUUUAGUUUGUAGAAGAAGAGUUCGGAGCUGAUCAAUGAAGUUAUCGAUUCUAUUAGCGAUAAAUUGGCUGAACUUCGUUAGCAAAGAGACGUGCGUUACCUCAACUGUGUUAGCGUAUGUAUUUUAGCUCCACGCGUAGGCCAUUUGCGUUAGCUAGCAGACCGAGUUAGCUUUUACUGAACAUGCACAUUAUUUUAUUUUUUAGAUAUUGUGAAUUUCUCCCAUUUGAAAAAAAUUCUAAUUAAACUUUCAGCAAACUAACGAAAUGUCUCCAAAGACCAUAACAAUAUAACCUGAUGAUCAGGAAGAGAAUCCGCUCUAAAACGACUCGGCUAGAGAAGGGAGCUACAUCUUUCAAUGACGGCAUUAGCAUUAGCCGAACAUUCGUUAGCUUAGCCUUUAUUCCUUAGCGUAGCUGUUUACCGCUCGAUUCUGUUUCUCGAACAUUCACGAUUGUCGUUUUAAACACGUUAACAAACAUGGAAGUAUUUUUCUCUCCUUUCUGAUCUACCCGUUAGCUUGUUUAACGCACACGGUUUUGAUUUUGACUUUAAAUGUUCACCCAUGUGUGUUUGUGCGUUAGCCGGGCGUUAGCGGUUAGCUCGCCGUAUCGACCACAGAGACGUUUGUCUGACUGAAAGAUCUGCGUCUGUUGAGUUUAAUAUUGAAUCGGUGGUUCUGCUUCUUGUGUGAUGAUGAUGAUAAUAAUAAUGACGACGAUAAUAAUGAGUUCUCCUGCACGGGGGUCUAUUUAAAUCUCUUUAUCCAGUUUUGAGUAUUCAGUUUGUCGAUGAGAUAAUAUGGUUUGUGUAAAUUUCCACUUCCUGGCGGGUGCUCUCCAGUAAAAUGUACUUUGUGCUGUUGAUUUUGUUUAAUUCACAUGUUGUCUAACAAAGCAAAGACAAGCUGAGUGUUAUUUUCUCAAGACUGCUAGGCUACCUGUCUCUCUCUCUCUCUCCCUCUCCGUCUGUCCGGGUUUCGGCACGUUCAAUAAACUGUUGGGCUUCGUGAUGAUUAUCAUUUCUCCACCGCGUCUGUAAUCGGACCGCGUGAUCAUGUGACCGUUAGCGCGGCGGCUCCCAGACGAGGACGGCGUCGAGAGGUUUACCGGAGUGGGCGGCGGCUCGGGGCCCGUCGGGUCCGAACCAAAACCUGCUGGUCCCACCGGCGCCCCCCCAACCGGGCUGGCGCCCCCUCCGGUAGCGCCUGCUGGUCCCUCGGCCUGACGGGGCCUUUUUGGUUUCUGUUUUCUAACUUGUAACCUGCAGAUUUUUUCUAUUAGAUUCUAUCGACCGAUGAGAGUUGUGUUUUGAACCCGAGCCACGGGACUGUCGGUGGCCGAGGAAGAGGAAGAUGAUGUUGAUGAUUAACAUGAGGGCUAAUAAACAGGCUCCUUCUUUCUGA
Molecule: messenger RNA, 4045 nt
Organism: Pseudoliparis swirei
Lineage: Eukaryota; Metazoa; Chordata; Actinopteri; Perciformes; Liparidae
Product: far upstream element-binding protein 3-like
Exons: 18
Coding region: 109-1782 (557 amino acids)
Biological process (GO): regulation of gene expression
Cellular component (GO): cytoplasm; nucleus
Molecular function (GO): mRNA binding
Source: RefSeq, a predicted model, not a curated record